This is a messenger RNA of Eurytemora carolleeae, 1863 nucleotides long. RefSeq lists its product as uncharacterized. NCBI's taxonomy places the organism in Eukaryota, Metazoa, Arthropoda, Copepoda, Calanoida, Temoridae. The record is from RefSeq and is a predicted model, not a curated record. Bases 43 to 1149 code for a protein of 368 amino acids. The transcript has 2 exons.
UCUUACAAUCAGUAUAAUUCUGACCAGCGUACUGACAGAACUAUGGAGGUACCACUCCCAGACUUAGAUCUCUUCAUGGAGCAAUGUGAUAUGGAGUUCUGUCCACCUCCAUUAUUUGAUCUUCCUCCCCCUCCUCCUCCCUCCUGGAUGGAGACAGGACAGGACUGCAGAGAAACUGGAGGUUGUCACAAUGCACCUAUUAUCAGCAGUUUAGACAAUGUUCAGGAGAUAUUUCACAGUAUUUCAAUCAUUGUUGUAUCAUCUCUCAUCAUUGUCAUUUCACUUAUGUUCGGAGCUGUUCUUCUUUGGAGACGAAGACAGUUUUUACUCCGCAAGUUUGGAUCCAACCCGGAGAUAACCGGAGAAUCAGAUCUUUCCAACGAGAAGACAAGAAAACCGGAGUUCGGACACAGAACUCUUCCAAACCAUUAUAUCAGUGAUCAUCAGCUUAUCGCAGAUCUUAAUGGACGAACCAUCUUACCAGGUUCCGGAACCAUUCAGCAUACUUCCACUCCGUCUUCUCCUCCUUCUACUCUUAUUAUCGGAGGAGUUCCGUUCCACCUCUUUGAGCAUCCUAAACCUGAGGGUGUAGUAAGAUACGAAGGAGGGGAGUAUCCAGGCUCUCAGAGAAGUAUAUAUCCGGUAUAUGAAACAAUAGAGAGUGAUUACAGUGAAUUGAGCAGUGUGUACAGUGACAGGGAUUUAUCAGGACUCUCAAGAAACUUCUCUGGGAGAAGUGGAGGUGUGUCGGGAACCUACCACGAUAUGUCAGGGGUUCAAUAUCUAGUCUCUGGGUUUAAUACAAUCAGUGCUCGACCGGAUACACUUAAUGGGACCGGAUUACGAGAAUCCGUGUUACAGUUUGGUCAAUCAGGACAGUUAGGACAGGAAGUGUCUGGUUAUCCUUUUAGUUCACAAAAUCAGAUAAACCAGGAUAGUUUCUCCGGACCCCAGCAUCAGCAGCUGGCCAGUCGGCCUGAUCUCAGGAUAAAUCGAACCCUGCUGAGAAACCUUCCAGCCAGGAGAACUCAGUCCUUUAAAUCUCAUCCUCCCCUUCCUCCCCUUCCUCCCCUUCCUAGAAUACAGUUUCUUCAAUCCACAAUCAGUUUAGAGGGUCCUCCUGCCUCCAGUCCUGUUACCCAGCUCUAGAACCUUCAUUAUCCAGGCUCCAGUCCUGUUACUCAACUCUAGAACCUUCAUUCUCCAGGCUCCAGUCCUGUUACUCAACUCUAGAACCUUCAUUCUCCAGGCUCCAGUCCUGUUACUCAACUAUAAAACCUCCAUUCUUCAACCUCAAGUGCUGUUAUUCAAUUAUAUAACCUCCAGUUCUGUUACUCAACUUUAGAGCCUCCAGCUUUGUUACUAAACUAGUAAACUCUUGAACCUCCAAAAAUUGAACUCGACCAUGAAGCCUCAAAUAGCAAUAUUUCACAACCUCCACUUUUCAACCUCCAGCUCUUUCAUUCAACAUUGAAACCGCCAUUCUUUCAUUUCCUACCAUUUCACUCAACUCUGUUACCUUCAUUCUCCAACCCUGUAAGAGAACCAAGGGUUUUAAUAUCCAAUCUUAUCACUCAAUUCUGGAUCCUCAAUUUGACCACUCAAUUGUAGAAGGAUCACUCAACACAUUCUCCUCUCUACAUCGUUAUCAUUCAUCCUCUCUCCAUCCUAUGUCCAGCCGAGGUCUGGCCUCGUGUCAUUAUAAAUCAAACCUAGGACUGAAACCAUUAUAUCUGUGCCAAAGAAAGGAUAAUCUCAAAUGUUCAGCAUAUGGACAAAUAUAUUCUCAAUCUGUGAUCUACAAUAUGUUUAUAUAGAUUAUUGUUAUCUUAAAUCUAAUAGAAUAAACAUUAUUAUAAUAUA